GCUCCUCGCCGUCCGCGCUGCAGUGCGAAGGGCUCGAAGAUGGCCGGUUGGCAGAGCUACGUGGAUAACCUGAUGUGCGAUGGCUGCUGCCAGGAGGCCGCCAUUGUCGGCUACUGCGACGCCAAAUACGUCUGGGCAGCCACGGCCGGGGGCGUCUUUCAGAGCAUUACGCCAAUAGAAAUAGAUAUGAUUGUAGGAAAAGACCGGGAAGGUUUCUUUACCAACGGUUUGACUCUUGGCGCGAAGAAAUGCUCAGUGAUCAGAGAUAGUCUAUACGUCGAUGGUGACUGCACAAUGGACAUCCGGACAAAGAGUCAAGGUGGGGAGCCAACAUACAAUGUGGCUGUCGGCAGAGCUGGUAGAGUCUUGGUCUUUGUAAUGGGAAAAGAAGGGGUCCAUGGAGGCGGAUUGAAUAAGAAGGCAUACUCAAUGGCAAAAUACUUGAGAGACUCUGGGUUCUAGCUGCUAGGCAGACUGUUAAGUAUUAGGGGAAAAUUGCUCUUAAACUUUCCUAGCUAUAAGCUUAAGUCUUAAUUCUGGAAAUUUUAUUAGCAAUGCAGGGUGAUGGGGUAUGAACCUGUGUCUCCUUUGUAUCCCUCUGUUGGUGGGGAAAGGUGUCUUUCUUUCUGCCCUCCCCCCCCAAAAUAAUUCUGUUCACUUUUGUUUUGUUUCCUUGUGUACUCCAGCAUUGGUUAUAGUCAUGGGAAAGGAAGGUGUCCACGGAGGCACACUUAACAAGAAAGCAUAUGAACUCGCUUUAUACCUGAGGAGGUCUGAUGUGUAAGCAGCCUCUCCCCAUCUACCUAGCAACUGUCUUCAUCAACAACCCUAAUUAUGGUCACAAUGCUACCAAACUGUAGAUGGUAGCUAAUUUUUCUUUACCUAUUUUCUAAUGUCAUGAUUCCUGUUUGCCCAAUGGAUCAUUUGUAUGUUAACCACUGUAUGUAACCAACCCUUAUCUGGCAACAUAAUUGCAGCACAAUAAUGAUUUGCAUGAUACCUUGAAAUUGGGGGGAGGGGGCAUGCCAAGUUGGGCAUCACUUUGUCUUAGCAAUUAAUGGGAUAUUGAUUACUAAAAUAAGUUAAUAUUAAGCAAGGUGCCGGUUGUACAAUCUCUGAUCAGUGUCUUUUCAGCACUUUGAGCAUUUACUUGGCUCAUUUAGUCUUCCUUUUGUAGCGCAUGGUUGGGAGGAAAAAGUGCAUGCAUCAUUCCUUCACUCUUCUCUUUUUCCCGCCCCCCCUCCCUUCGCACAUAGGCAUUUGGUUUGCUUCCAUCUUUUUUUAUGCAGUGCCUGUUUUUUUUUAACCAAUUAAAAUCCCUUUUGUUGAUGAGCUAUUGAGAGCUGCAGUAGUUUGCUUUUAGUAUUGUUGUUGCACUUGAGCAGAGACAAACCUUUAUUCAUAGUGUCUACAGGACAUAUGAAGAGUGCAAUGGCAAAACAAGAGCAAAAAGCACUUCCUCCCAUGACCUUACAGUAACCAUACUGAUUGAAUCCCCAGGGACAUUCCAUCAUUGCAAUAGCUCAGAUUUUUCUUCCUUUUUCUUUGCACACCAGCUCUACUCUUUAGUAAAAUUGUAAAAGGCUGCCAUUAUGGACAUUAGGUAUCCCAACAUAACCAUCUGGAGUGUGUCCAGUUUGUUCUUCAUAGGACCAAUUUUUAUUUGCAGCUUGAGUUUUUAUAUGAAGUUGCAUUAUUGUGGACUUGGCUGUCUUGUGAUGAAUUUUUUUCAUAUGUAUUCUGUGCCAUACUAUUGUUAAAAUGAACUGUUGCUAUUGUGAGAUGGAUUUUAACUGACCUAUUAAGGGUUUCUUUCGAAUGGCACUACUUUAGGGACAUUCUAGUAUUUGCUUCUAUUGUUUGGGCCUUGUGGAUAAUGUACAGAUUUAAAAACAAAUCUUGUUGCUGAUUUGUCCAUUUCUUUCCCUGCACUUUGUUACAUCUGGGAUACAGUCUAACUCAUCUGAUUUAAUAUGCAUUUAAAAAAAUGCCAUAACUAUUAAACACCUUGUUUACAGACAGAUGAAAUAAAUUUAUUCCAACCAAA
Molecule: messenger RNA, 2047 nt
Organism: Homo sapiens (human)
Lineage: Eukaryota; Metazoa; Chordata; Mammalia; Primates; Hominidae
Gene: PFN2
Product: profilin 2
Exons: 3
Coding region: 40-462 (140 amino acids)
Biological process (GO): modification of postsynaptic actin cytoskeleton; negative regulation of ruffle assembly; negative regulation of epithelial cell migration
Cellular component (GO): glutamatergic synapse; cytoskeleton; postsynapse
Molecular function (GO): actin binding
Source: RefSeq, marked reviewed